GCAUUCUGAGUAGGAGUCCCGACAGAGAGACUUAAAAGAGAGAGUAGCAGAGACGCCUGGGACCAGAGAGGGUUUGGGGAAGGGUUUGGACAUUGGGAGUGGAGGAGGAGAUGGAGAAGGAGAGGGAAAGAUAUGUUUACUUGGCGAGGCUUGCAGAGCAAGCGGAGAGAUAUGACGAGAUGGUUGAGUCAAUGAAGAAGGUUGCUAGAUUAGAUGUGGAACUGACAGUGGAGGAGAGGAAUCUGGUGUCUGUUGGGUAUAAGAAUGUGAUUGGGGCGAGAAGGGCUUCAUGGAGGAUAUUAUCUUCCAUUGAGCAAAAGGAGGAGACGAAAGGAAAUGAGAUAAAUGUUAAAAGGAUAAAGAAUUACAGGCAGAGGGUUGAGGAUGAGCUUUCAAAGAUUUGCAAUGACAUCUUGUCUGUCAUUGAUGAACACCUCCUCCAGUCCUCGUCAACUGGAGAAUCAACGGUUUUCUACUACAAGAUGAAGGGAGACUACUAUCGAUAUUUGGCUGAAUUUAAAUCAGGGAGUGGUCGUAAAGAGGCUGCUGAUCAGUCGCUCAAGUCCUAUCAGGCUGCUACUAAUACUGCUACGACGGAUCUGCCACCAACUCAUCCUAUCAGACUUGGCCUGGCUCUCAACUUCUCAGUAUUUUAUUAUGAGAUAUUAAACUCUCCUGAAAGGGCAUGCCAUCUGGCUAAACAAGCAUUUGACGAAGCAAUUGCAGAACUUGAUACCCUUAACGAAGAAUCCUACAAGGACAGCACUCUUAUAAUGCAGCUUCUUAGGGAUAAUCUCACGUUGUGGACCUCAGAUUUGCCAGAUGAGGGUGGUGACCAAUCCAAGGGUGAUGAUCCUGAGGAAGAGAAAUAGUUGGGCCCGAAGGGUGAGUGAUUGACCUGGGACUGUGUCAGGGUGGAUAAUGAGGCUAAAUGCAUAGAGAGCCAGUAAUUAAUUCCAGCACCAUCUGGUGACUCCUUGUAUUAUGUGUAACAGUGUGCUUUAAGAUUAUUGUGUCUUUGUUUUUUUAUUUAGACACAUCAGGUGAUUUUAUGUUGUCACAGUGAAGUGGUUUUUUGUUGGAUCAGCCAUAUUUAAUUUUAUUUUUUUCUGGAUGAUGGUGUGAUUCUAUCAAUGGAGAAACUGGAACCUUCGCAUA
Messenger RNA from Macadamia integrifolia, 1158 nucleotides. RefSeq names its product 14-3-3 protein 7. Gene Ontology annotation, cellular component: cytoplasm. The transcript is spliced from 7 exons. Gene Ontology annotation, biological process: signal transduction. NCBI's taxonomy places the organism in Eukaryota, Viridiplantae, Streptophyta, Magnoliopsida, Proteales, Proteaceae. Bases 111 to 872 code for a protein of 253 amino acids. The record is from RefSeq and is a predicted model, not a curated record.